This is a messenger RNA of Gadus chalcogrammus (walleye pollock), 3190 nucleotides long. It is a transcript of the gene qrsl1, whose product is annotated as glutaminyl-tRNA amidotransferase subunit QRSL1. The transcript has 11 exons. Gene Ontology annotation, cellular component: mitochondrion; glutamyl-tRNA(Gln) amidotransferase complex. Gene Ontology annotation, biological process: mitochondrial translation; glutaminyl-tRNAGln biosynthesis via transamidation. Lineage: Eukaryota; Metazoa; Chordata; Actinopteri; Gadiformes; Gadidae. Gene Ontology annotation, molecular function: glutaminyl-tRNA synthase (glutamine-hydrolyzing) activity. The record is from RefSeq and is a predicted model, not a curated record. Bases 571 to 2091 code for a protein of 506 amino acids.
AGCAGGCAUUACUGUCAUUCGGCUGCGUGAAGUACUGAAAGGUCUUUUGUGACAUCCAUGGCUAAAUACCAUUGAGCUCGCAUUAUAUUGUUUAACCAGAUGAAACCAUCUAUUGCACAUUAUCUGUUUUGCAGCAUUCAUCGUGACACAACUUUCAGUAUUGUAUCUUGUUUAAGAGUUAACAGAGGGUUUGUUCCUUGCACGGUAGCGAUCCCAAUGUUACAGGAGAUGACGUAACACUAGAUAGGGCUACAUCUAAGGUCAAUGCGAAUCUGUAUUAGAAACGAAUCUGCAUGUACGCAAUACAUACAUGCCUAUUCAUUCUGACAUGCGACCUGAUAUUCCAGUAACGUUAUCCCAAAAAAGACUAAAGGACUCCAGAGUAAAGGUGCCGCUUCCUGAGUUGAGCUGACAUUUCGUCACGAACCAAUCAGAACUCCGAUUCCUCAACCGCUACCCAAUCACAGAGCAGGGUUUACAAACAGAAACAAACAUGGCGCCCUCCAUCUGAUCUUCACAUUUUCCGAAAGGUUGCCUGGAAAACGCUGGGUUUUGAAAUAUUGUGGCAAUAUGCUCAGUCUCACCAUAAAAGAGGUGUCCUUGGCUCUAAGGGAGGGGAAGAUCUCCCCAUUAGAACUGUGUCGAAAAUGUCUGAAACGCAUUAAGAAAACUCAGCAUUUGAAUGCAUACAUCACCGUGACGGAGGAGCUGGCACUGAAACAGGCAGAGGAGGCAGAGAGUCGACUGCUUCAAGGUUCUCCCAAAGGUAUUCUAGAUGGAAUACCGUUUGCUGUCAAAGACAACUUCUGCACAGAGAAUAUCAGGACCACAUGCGCUUCAAGGAUGCUCAAAGACUUCCUCCCGCCAUAUAAUGCUACAGUGGUCCAGAAACUUCUUGAUCAGGGAGCUGUUCUUGUGGGGAAGACAAAUAUGGAUGAGUUUGCAAUGGGAUCAGGCAGCACUGACGGGGUGUUCGGUCCAGUCAGGAACCCCUGGAGCUAUGCUGCUCCCUACAGAGAGCAGUCAGGAGGAGCGGAGGAUGACUCUGAGUGGGUGAUCACAGGAGGAAGCUCAGGAGGAAGUGGUGCAGCUGUCACCUCACUAACCAGCUUCCUAGCUCUGGGCUCUGAUACUGGCGGCUCCACCCGUAACCCAGGGGCUCUUUGUGGAGCCGUGGCCCUCAAGCCCACCUACGGCCUGCUGUCCCGCCACGGUCUCAUCCCCCUGGUCAACUCCAUGGACGUCCCGGGCAUCGUGACCCGGAGCACCAGCGACGCAGCCAUCGUUCUUGAGGUCCUCCAGGGCCGUGACCUUAAGGACUCCACAACGGUGCAGAGCCCCACGUCACAUGCAGGGUUUUCUGAAGACUUCGACGUCUGCAACCUCUGUGUGGGCAUCCCAAAGGAGUACCACGCUCCGGGUCUGUCACAGGAGACCCUGGCCCAGUGGAGCCGCCUCGCCGACCUGCUGGAGGGAGCUGGGGCCCGGGUGAGAGAGGUCUCGCUCCCCCACACCCAGCACUCAAUCGUCUGCUACUACGUGCUGUGCUGUGCCGAGGUGGCGUCCAACAUGGCACGCUUCGACGGCCUCGAGUAUGGGCACCGUAGCACUGAGGACAGCUCGACGGACGCCAUGUACGCCGCCAGCCGCCACGAGGGCUUCAACGCCGUGGUGCGAGGGAGGAUCCUGUCUGGAAACUUCUUCCUGCUCCAACAGAACUACGAGCGCUACUUUCGGAAGGCGCAGCAGGUGCGUCGGCUCAUCGCCGAGGACUUCGAACACGCGUUCAGCGCGGGCGUGGAUGUGCUCCUGACGCCCACCACCCUGAGCGACGCCGCCAGCUACUCCCACUUCAUCCAGGAGGACAACCGCACACGCUCUACCCAGGAGGACGUCUUCACGCAGCCCGCAAACCUAGCAGGUCUACCUGCUGUUUCUGUGCCAACAGCUUUAUCAAGCAGAGGUCUUCCAAUUGGCUUACAGCUCAUAGGUCCCGCCUUCCAAGACGGAAUGUUGCUGAGUGUCGCACACUGGAUCGAGCAAAGAGUGGGGUUUCCCUCAAUUUCCAACUAUGAGGUCCCCAACAAAUGAAAAAGUGCCAUUGAGCAGACAUCAGUGUGAAAAAUUAACUGCAAAUCACAUGGCUUUGUGAUUGUGUAAAUGAUUACCUUCCAUUGCAGAGUAUUUUGCAGAUAAUGUGUUCCUGUUGAGGGUAUGCUAUUUAUUUAUUUUAUUUUUUAUAGGUUAACUGGGAAGGUCCUUUAUUAUUAUUAGGUGGUUGGAAUGUGUUUGAUAUUAUCUUUUCCACUGAGCAACUGUUCCAUGGUCGAUCAUGAGGCACCACUUGUCUUAAAUAAACUUUCUUUUGGCCUUGGUAUUUUUAUGUGGUAUUUAAGAUUGAGGUUUUAAUAAGUAUGAGUUUAAACGGUUCAUUCUAAGCAGAAUAUUUAUUUAAAUAACACAAUUUCCACAUUAAUGGGACAUUACACUGAGAAUAUUCUACAUACACUGCCUUUAUUCUGUUUAACCUUUAUUUGUUGGAUUUUCAAAUUCAAAGUAUUCCAUAAGAUAGAUUCAGCUAAUAAAUAUAACCCAAGGUUUGUUAAAAGCUUUUAAAUGUAUUCACAUGUAGUUGUAGCCAGUAUCCAUGAGAGGGAUCCAUGCCUCUCUUCUCAGGAGAGCCACACUGAAGACAUUACAUUCUGCUGCCUAUAGUCCAUAUGCCAAGAUGCCUUUAUAGCCCAUGAAGCCCAAAGUAAACGUGUUUAAUGAAUUAUUAAAAGUGUGUGUGGAUGAGAAAGCGUUAAGCAUAUUUAAAAUUGUUGCCAUGCAACAAAAAACCUUCACAACACAAUUUACGAUGUUUGAAAUAGUUAUUUUGAAUUCAUGAGCCAUGCUUAAUUUACCUGAUCCUUUCCAACACCCUUCUUCUUUCAGUUGUAGGCUUUACAGUUCCUUAACAAAUUUUAACAACAAUUCAGGUAUAUGGUUACCGCUAGAGCUGUCCUCCUCACAAUCUGAGGCUACCCGGUAAAGAUUUACGUUCAGCAUAGAUAACCAUCCCACCCUCUAUACAGAGAACACACACAGAACAACCAUGCUCUAGUUGCCCUUGACAUUCUCUCUGGACGUGUGGAUUAGCACUGUACCCUCCUGUUCCACUUCCAAACAUUGUUUGCAAUCACUGAUA